Messenger RNA from Lactuca saligna, 735 nucleotides. The record is from the annotation of a GenBank genome assembly. Lineage: Eukaryota; Viridiplantae; Streptophyta; Magnoliopsida; Asterales; Asteraceae.
AUGAAAACAGACCAACGAUUCCCCCUUUUCUCUAAAAAUAAUCGUCUACAACCCUACGGAUCGCUACCAACUUCUCCUCCGUCGCCGUCUCCUCUGCACGGAAUACUUUAUGGGCUUGAAUUGCCGCCGAUAAGACUUUUUUCGGUGGUAGUGCUGGCAUGUCGGAUCAGGAUAUCGAACAGCGGUUUAUCGGGCGUGCCCGUUUACGCUCUCAGCAACUCUUCGGAGGAAUUUGUUGUGGUUUCGGGUCAAAAUCCAGUGAAGUCUCUAGGGUUAUUCUGUUUCAAGGAAGAAGAUGCUGAGACACUCCUUGGACAAAUGAAAUCCAUGGAUCCUAGAAUGCGCCCUGGUUCAAAAGUAGUUCCCAUUGCUCUUAGCAUGCGUAAAGUUAAUGGGGUUUCAACUGUCGCCGUCUCCUCUGCACGCAAUCCUGAUAUUGAUAUUCUCUUAGUUUUGGCUAACUUAGGUGCGUGUGUGUUUCAACUGAUCAAAAUUUUCUUUUUUCCACCAUUAACAUAUGCGGUUAACAGUGUCUGUCUCCUUUGCAGCUACAUGUUUCAAUGGUCACAGUUUUGUCCAUUGAUACCCUUGUCAGAAUCCAUGCCAAAGGAACUGGGUGCCAGCCUGCAUUAUAUGCUUAAUCUGAUCACAGGCAUGGCUACACAACAAAUAGAUACAGGGCUCUCUGAGGCUCUUGUAGCAAUGUUCUCUGACCUUCCUGUAAGCUUUAAAUAA